AUGUCAUCACAACCAGAACACAAACCAAGACGAAUAGCGUUUAUUCACCCAGACCUAGGUAUUGGAGGGGCAGAAAGAUUGGUAGUUGAUGCAGCAAUUGGAUUACAAAAUUUAGGAAAUGAUGUUAUCAUAUAUACUUCACAUUGUGAUUAUACUCAUUGCUUUGAUGAAAUAAAUUCAGGUAAAUUAAAAGUUGUAGUAUAUGGAGAUUGGUUACCUACAAACAUUUACAAAAGAUUUCAUAUUUUAUUUGCAAUUUUAAGACAAUUAUGGUUGACUAUUAUGUUAAUUAUAACUGGUACAAUAAAUCAAUUUGAUUUUUUCAUAGUUGAUCAAUUAAGUUUUUGCAUUCCUUUAUUGAAUUUAUUUAGUGAACCUAAUACUAGGAUCUUAUUUUAUUGUCAUUUCCCCGAUCAACUUUUAACUAAAAGAUUAAGUUUGUUCAAAAAGAUCUAUAGAGUACCUUUUGAUUUUAUAGAAGAAUGGACAACUGGUAUAAGUGAUCAAAUAGUAGUCAAUUCAAAUUUUACAAAAAAAAUAUUCCACGAUACUUUUAAAAACUUAUCAAACGUUGAACCUGGAGUUAUAUAUCCUUGUGUGGAUACUGAAUCUACUGAAUCAAAUCCCGAAUCAAACAAAGAAGUAAUUGAAUUUUUCAAAAAUUCAAAAUAUUUUUUAUCAAUAAAUAGAUUUGAAAGAUCAAAAAAUAUAGAACUUGCAAUAAAAGCAUUUGCAAAACUGAAGAAAAUCUUACCUGGUAAACCAAGAUUAGUAAUAGCAGGUGGAUAUGAUGCAAGAGUAACUGAAAAUGUGGAAUAUUUAAAAGAAUUAACUAAAAUAUGUGAUGAUUUAAAACUUACAAAUUUCACAAUUAGAGGUAAACUUAUAAUAAUGCCUCCAUCAACUGAUGUUUUAUUUUUACCAAGUAUUAAAACUUCAUUAAAAAAUCUGUUGUUACAAAAUGCUGAAUUAUUAUUAUAUACUCCAACAAGAGAACAUUUUGGAAUCGUACCUGUGGAAAGUAUGCUUCAUAAAACUCCAGUAUUAGCAAUUAAUUUUGGUGGACCACUAGAAACUAUAAUAGAUUUCGAUGGAAAUAAUAGAAAUGAAGCCACAGGAUUCGUAGCACCAAACGAUUAUGAAAAAUGGGCUAAAAUUAUGAUCAAAUAUAAUAAUGAGACCAAAUCUGACAUUAAGCAAAAAUUAGGUGAAAAUGGUUAUAAUAGAGCUAUUGAAAAAUUUUCAAGAACUGAAACAAGUCAUGAAUUUGUCAAUAAUUUGGAACAUGCUUUAAGACAUCCAAAAAGACAAUUUAUACAUCCAAGAGUAUUUACUCUUAUGCCAAUUGUAAUUAUGACUAUUUCUUACAUCAUUUAUAGAGCAUUUUUUAGUAAUUUUUAA
Molecule: messenger RNA, 1401 nt
Organism: Lodderomyces pseudojiufengensis
Lineage: Eukaryota; Fungi; Ascomycota; Pichiomycetes; Serinales; Debaryomycetaceae
Gene: ALG2
Product: GDP-Man:Man(1)GlcNAc(2)-PP-dolichol alpha-1,3-mannosyltransferase
Exons: 1
Coding region: 1-1401 (466 amino acids)
Molecular function (GO): GDP-Man:Man(1)GlcNAc(2)-PP-Dol alpha-1,3-mannosyltransferase activity; alpha-1,3-mannosyltransferase activity
Source: RefSeq, a predicted model, not a curated record